AUGGUUGAUCAACAAGUUGAUCCAAUUCCAAGUGGUUCUACAUCCACGGUUAGGUUUGAGAUUCCUAGUCCUUUCUAUCUACACCCUUCCGAGAAUGCAAGUUCUUCUCUAUUGCCUGGAGUUUUCGAUGGUACUGGUUAUAGAUCCUGGAGGAGAGCUGUUCUUAGGGCCUUGUCAGUUAAGAGCAAGACAGGUUUUAUCAAUGGGAAGGUUGUAAAACCAAAUCUAGAUGAUCCUAGCUUCCAGCAGUGGGAGAGAUCCUGGAGGAGAGCUGUUCUUAGGGCCUUGUCAGUUAAGAGCAAGACAGGUUUUAUCAAUGGGAAGGUUGUAAAACCAAAUCCAUAUUAUCCUAGCUUCCAGCAGUGGGAGAGGUGUGAUGAUAUGGUAACCUCUUGGAUUCUGAAUUCCUUGUCACCAGAUCUAAGGGAUAGUCUGCAGUACGUUAACAAUGCACAAGAAUUGUGGGCUGAAUUGGAAGAAAGGUAUGAUCAGACUAAUGGCUGUAAGCUAUACCAGCUUCAAAAGGAGCUAAAUGAUCUUGUCCAAGGCACCUUGGAUGUUACUGGAUACUACACAAAGAUGAAGAAACUUUGGGAAGAUAUGAGCAUUGUCGAUGUAAGCUCUCAAUGUAGUUGUGUUUGCACUUGUGGUGGUAAGAUAAUGUUGGUCAAAACUGAACAAGAUAGAAGACUCAUACAAUUCUUGAUGGGACUGAAUGAAAUUUACACUGUCAUCAGAGGAAACAUUCUCAUGAUGAGUACCCUUCCUAGUAUGGCACAAACUUUUGCCAUUUUGUCUCAAGAGGAAAAACAGAGGGAAGUAAGACCUCACACCCACACAGCUUUGGACUCAACUUCACUGAAUGCUCUUGCUAGUAGUACAAGAUCUAAGGGAGGCCCCAGAACAAACUACAAUUUCUCUAAAGGGAGCACAUGA
Messenger RNA from Solanum tuberosum (potato), 936 nucleotides. RefSeq lists its product as uncharacterized. The transcript has 2 exons. The record is from RefSeq and is a predicted model, not a curated record. NCBI's taxonomy places the organism in Eukaryota, Viridiplantae, Streptophyta, Magnoliopsida, Solanales, Solanaceae. Bases 1 to 936 code for a protein of 311 amino acids.